This is a messenger RNA of Podospora pseudopauciseta, 543 nucleotides long. RefSeq lists its product as uncharacterized. Lineage: Eukaryota; Fungi; Ascomycota; Sordariomycetes; Sordariales; Podosporaceae. Bases 1 to 543 code for a protein of 180 amino acids. The transcript is spliced from 2 exons. The record is from RefSeq and is a predicted model, not a curated record.
AUGGAGCAUGGCUUCAGAACCCGCUUCAACAAGGACAUCGUGAAGGGUGGUCGUCAGAGUCAACUACUUCUUCUUCUGUCACCUCAAGACGAUUAUCCCGAACGACGAAUCCCAACUUGGUUGAGCGUGAGCACCUGGGCCACCCCCCCAGCAUCACACAACUGCUCCUCGGACUCGUUGUUUGCCAACUAUACUCUCUCGCUAGCCGAGUGCAAAGAAGCCUUCAGCUAUGCCAAUCUCAACUAUACCGCCUUCGGUGAAGAGCUCACUCAAGGAGGGAGCAUGUCCGGAUGUUGCCUCGCCUAUGAGACCUUCACCAACAACACCUACGAUCCAGCCAGUCCUCCCUGGUUGAAUCCAGUCCCUGAACAAAACCGGCCGGAUUGUGGUAAUGAUUAUACCGCGGGUGAUAAGAAGGUCAAUGAUUCGAAUGUCGAAACCAGUUUCUGGGCAGUCACGGCGUUUUACAGGGCGCGGAGGAUGCUGGAGGAGGAGGACAAGGUUGGCGGGAUUACAACCGAGAACUCGACUGAGACGGUUUAG